Molecule: messenger RNA, 1283 nt
Organism: Chroicocephalus ridibundus (black-headed gull)
Lineage: Eukaryota; Metazoa; Chordata; Aves; Charadriiformes; Laridae
Gene: CSRP1
Product: cysteine and glycine rich protein 1
Exons: 6
Coding region: 349-927 (192 amino acids)
Biological process (GO): sarcomere organization; muscle tissue development
Cellular component (GO): cytoplasm; nucleus; Z disc
Molecular function (GO): actinin binding; structural constituent of muscle
Source: RefSeq, a predicted model, not a curated record
UGUCGGUAGGGCAGUGCCGGGUCCCGGGGCUCCGCAGUGGCAGUGGGGCAGUGGCAGUGGGGCAGUGCCAGGGCCCGCCGGUCCCCGGUGCCCUGGGGUGGCUGGGGGUGGCGGUGGGGCUGUGCCGGGGCUCCCCGGCGGCGGGCGAGCGGCGGGGCCCGCCCGGUGCCCUCCUCCGCCGGGAGCCCGGGGCGGCGGCCGCCGUGACAUCAGUCCGGGCUCGCGCCUCUCGCCGCCGCCCCGCGACCCGCCUUCUCCCGCCGCCAACAAAAGCCCCCGGCGCCGCCGCCGGCCCCAGCCCCGCUCCCGGCACCGACCCGGCCCAGCCCAGCCCAGCCCAGCCGCAGGAUGCCCAACUGGGGAGGAGGAAAGAAGUGUGGCGUCUGCCAGAAGGCGGUAUACUUCGCCGAGGAGGUGCAGUGUGAAGGCAACAGCUUCCACAAGUCCUGCUUCUUGUGCAUGGUCUGUAAGAAGAACUUGGACAGCACCACUGUUGCUGUGCAUGGAGAGGAGAUCUACUGCAAGUCCUGCUACGGCAAGAAGUACGGCCCCAAGGGCUACGGCUACGGGCAGGGAGCAGGCACCCUGAGCACUGACAAGGGCGAGUCCCUGGGAAUCAAAUAUGAAGAGGGCCAGCCCCACCGACCCACCAACCCUAACGCAGCCAGAAUGGCCCAGAAGGUCGGGGGUUCCGAUGGGUGCCCUCGCUGCGGGCAAGCGGUGUACGCAGCCGAGAAGGUGAUUGGAGCUGGAAAGUCCUGGCACAAGUCCUGCUUCCGCUGCGCCAAGUGUGGCAAAAGCCUGGAGUCCACCACCCUGGCAGACAAAGACGGAGAGAUCUACUGCAAAGGUUGCUACGCCAAGAACUUCGGUCCCAAGGGCUUUGGCUUUGGGCAAGGCGCCGGGGCGCUCAUCCACUCGCAGUGAGGCGCCAGGAGCCGGGCUCUCCGCUCGCUCAGGGCUUGUCCAUACCAGCCUCUGCUGCCCAACCCUUCCCGCACCCGCAGUGAGCAUCAUCAAUAACCACCCGCUGCUUCCCAGCACGAGCCCCUUCCUCCCCGCCCUGACCAGCGCACCCCGAAGCUGUGGGAGUCCCAGCAUGGUCCCCAUCGGGUCCUGCUGGUGCGGGUGCCGGCGGGGAGACAGCUCACACCCACCCGCGGCGAGGCCCCUGUGCCCCAAACGUGCUGCUGCUCCGCGUUCGUUGCCCGUCCCGCCGGGAUGCGUGCUCAGCCGCGCCGCACCGUGCCACCGAGCAAGAAAUAAACAUCAAAGCUGACCGA